UCAUGGCUGAGUCCUGGAGCCUCAGUAACUCUGAACUGUGAGGUUGAACAUCCAUCUGCAGGAUGGAGGUUCUACUGGUAUAAGACUGUUCCUGAUCUGUCACACAACUCCUACAUCUAUGAACUGUUACCUGGUAACAGCAGAGGGACUGAACAGGAUUCCUACAUCGUUCAUGGUCAGACACACACAGCAGGAUAUGUGUGUAGAGCUGGAAGAGGAGAUCCAGUGUUUUACACACGUUACAGCCAUUCUAAGUUUGUUUGGUCUGGAGAUCUUCAUCCAGCAGCGUCUCUCACAGUGAAUCCUGACAGAGUGCAGCACUUCACCUCUGACUCUGUCUCACUGAGCUGUGAGGGAAACUCUACUGAGUGGAGAGUGAAGAGGUUUCCUGAACAUGGCUACCAGUCACACUGCUCUGACUGGGGGAGAAUGACUGGAUCAAUAUGCAGUAUUAGUAGUUUACAGUACACUGAUUCACUGGCGUACUGGUGUGAGUCUGGAUCAGGAGAAUUCAGUAAUGCAGUCAACAUCACUGUACGACGUGAUGGUAUUAUCCUGGUGAGCCCUGCCAAUCCUGUGGCUGAGGGACAGUCUGUUACUCUUGGCUGCAAGUUGAGAACAGAAAAUGUUGUUUCUAAUGUGUUUUUCUAUAAAAAUGACAAACUCAUCCAAAAUGAUACAAGAGGGGAGCUGAAUAUCUCUGCAGUGUCAAAGUCAGAUGAAGGUUUCUACAAGUGUCAGUGGUCAGGACAAGAGUCACCACAGAGCUGGAUGUCAGUUAAAGCUGUGUCCAGGUCUGAAAGUUCUUCGUUUCCUGUGCUGCUGAUUGUUGGGUUGGUUUGUGGAAUUUCACUGAUUAUUCUCCUGCUGCUGUUGUUUUGCUGCAGAAAGUCUAAAGAUCCAUGCUGUAACAGCCUCCUCCAGUCUCAGAGAAACAAUCAGAGCUCUGCUACAGACCAAGAUGAAAAUCAACAGCCAGUAUACUCGUCUCUUCUCCACGGUGACAUUUGUGUCUAUGAAUCAAUCAGAGGCUCUGGGAAUGGUGGGAAUGGUGGACAGGCAGAUACCACUAGAAAUGUUAUAUCUCAGAUUGAGCUGAAAGGUGUUGGAAAGAGAAGAAACAGAGAUGAUCCAGGGGAGAGGUCUGACUACUGUAAUGUGAAUCCAGAUUCUGCUACAGGUCCAUAAAGAGAGGUGCAUCAUUGACAAAAUAAGAGACUCAUGACAUGAACAACAGCAUGAAAAACAUAAAUCAUGUUUAAACAUGUUUAACAGCAUUUAUACAACUGCUGCCAUCUGAACAUUAGACACACACCACUUUAUGCAGUUUUGUAGCAGAACAUAUGAGAGGAUUGCAUGAUCUGGAUUUAAUUUCAGCAU
This is a messenger RNA of Lates calcarifer (barramundi perch), 1380 nucleotides long. RefSeq names its product low affinity immunoglobulin gamma Fc region receptor II-b. Bases 430 to 1188 code for a protein of 252 amino acids. The transcript is spliced from 10 exons. NCBI's taxonomy places the organism in Eukaryota, Metazoa, Chordata, Actinopteri, Centropomidae. Gene Ontology annotation, biological process: cell surface receptor signaling pathway. The record is from RefSeq and is a predicted model, not a curated record. Gene Ontology annotation, molecular function: transmembrane signaling receptor activity.